This is a messenger RNA of Conger conger (European conger), 5504 nucleotides long. RefSeq names its product ubiquitin-conjugating enzyme E2 Q2-like. The transcript has 13 exons. Bases 439 to 1581 code for a protein of 380 amino acids. The record is from RefSeq and is a predicted model, not a curated record. NCBI's taxonomy places the organism in Eukaryota, Metazoa, Chordata, Actinopteri, Anguilliformes, Congridae.
CUGCAGGCUCGGGCAAUAACGCCAUCUUUAAACCCCAGAAAGAGCCACCGUUUAGCGCCCGGAUCAGCGACUCACUGUUUCCGUGUGGAGAUUAAAAUUUAGCGCGCUCCAUCGGCUCCUAAACCAAGUAUAAACGCAGGCAUUUGUUUACUUUAUUAUUUAAGGAACAACAGAGGCUAAUCGAAUGAUUACAGGACAAUCAAUACAAAAAAGCAAGGGAAGGCGGAAAAGCAGCGACCAAGCAAACAAGGCGUUGUUAUUUAGCGAGUUAGCUACGAGGCUAACGAGUGCAUUAAGAUUCAGAAAACGUUGAUUUAUAAAGGGUUUUUUCCCCUUCUUUGUUGUUGUUAGCCGCGUUUGGUUUAGUCUCGACUGCGUGGCUGCAGUAGGUUCCGACUUCUCCCCCUCCCCCGCCGCCCGGCUGGAGAUGAGUGGAAGAUGUCGGUUUCGGGGCUGAAGGCCGAAUUGAAGUUUCUUGAGUCCAUUUUUGACCCAAACCACGAACGCUUCCGAAUUAUCGAUUGGAAGCCGGACGAGCUUAGUUGCCAGUUUAACGUAACCGGGGAAAAGCUUCUGAUCAUCCACUGCAACAUCACGGAGUCCUACCCUUCAACGCCCCCAAUAUGGUUUGUGGACUCCGAUGACCCGAGCUUGACUCAAGUGCUGGAGCGCCUUGAAGAUGUGAGAAAAGGCACCACUCUGCUCCUGCAGCAGCUGAAGAGGCUGAUCUGUGACCUGUGCCGGCUGUACAACCUGCCCCAGCACCCGGAUGUGGAGAUGCUGGACCAGCCCCUCCCUGCUGGCCCUGUAGGCCAGGAAAGAAAGCAUGGAACGACUGAUGAAGUCACAUCGGAGGAAGAGGAGGAGGAAGAGAUGGGAGAGCAGGACAUCGAGGACCUGGACCACUACGAGAUGAAAGAGGAGGAGCCGGUGGACGGGAAGAAGUCUGAGGAUGAGGGCAUCGAGAAGGAGAACCUGGCCAUCCUGGAGAAGAUCCGCAAGAACCAGAGGCAGGACCACUUGAACGUAAGUGCUCAUUCGGGGGCGGUGUCUGGCUCAGUGCAGGCCUCAGAUCGACUCAUGAAGGAGCUCAGGGAGAUCUACAGGUCACAGAGUUAUAAGACAGGGAUCUAUUCGGUCGAACUUGUCAAUGACAGUCUUUAUGAGUGGCAUGUCAAGCUGAGAACGGUAGACCCAGAUAGUCCAUUGCACAGUGACCUGCAAGUUUUAAAGGAAAAGGAGGGCGUGGACUAUAUUCUACUCAAUUUCUCAUAUAAAGAUAAUUUCCCCUUUGACCCACCGUUUGUAAGGGUAGUGUCACCUGUACUUUCUGGAGGUUACGUUCUCGGAGGAGGUGCCCUGUGCAUGGAGCUUCUCACGAAACAGGGUUGGAGCAGUGCCUAUUCCAUAGAGUCUGUCAUCAUGCAGAUUAACGCCACUUUAGUCAAAGGAAAAGCCAGAGUGCAGUUUGGAGCCAAUAAGAACCAGUACAAUCUUGCCAGAGCACAACAGUCAUACAAAUCCUUGGUUCAGAUUCAUGAAAAAAAUGGCUGGUACACGCCACCGAAGGAGGACGGGUAAGAGGAGGCCUCCGUGUGUGCGCUGGGACCACCUGUCUUAGGGUCAACACCUUUUUCUUCUGUUUUUCUGUUCUGGUUUUCCCCCUCUGACUGAAGUUUUUCUUUAUCGGGAUUGUGACCCCCCCCAACCAGCUUUCACCCAUUUGGUGACCAUGAGAUUCUUAACGGGUAAAAUCUCCUCACUGACCUCUCCACCCACGCUCCGAACAACAGGCGACCAUUUUUACCCCUCCAUGGCUCUCUUCCCUUCAUCCAUCCCCCUCUCAGCAUAAACCAAGGGAAACUCGAUCUCUUUUUCCCUCCCCCUCUCUCAUCCGCUCAUUAUCCUUCCAUCGGCCUGAGUGAACUACCGCAAUUCAUGGGCGUUCUACUUUUCACUUCACUUGCCAAGAUUGUUUUUUUUUUUUUAAAGCUCAUUUCUGAACGAAACCCGUCUGUGAACCGCGGCUGGAGGUUGUGGACUCACUGACUGUCGCACAGAGCUCGGCUAACGGCCCGGAGGGCACAUCUGGGCUUAUCUCGUAAAAUCUUCCUAGAAGCCAAAUAUUUGAAGUGAGAGGGACUGGCCGUGUGUCCAGGUUCGCCCCCGGGCUCUGGGGGAAGGGACAUGUUGGCCCGGGGCCGGGCCACCCAGGGGCCCUGCGUCCUGCUGGGGGGUGCAGGGCCCGAGCCGUGUCAAGGAGCUCCAGCUGGAUCUACACGCUCCCGAUUCGCUUCAUUCUCACUCCCGCCCCCCCCCCCCCCCCCCCCAUUUUAUCUAAUAAAAUCUUCCUGUAUAAAAUGCUAAAAAUUCUAAAAGGAGUAACACGCUGGAGAUGUUUUGUCGUCCCGCUCGUACGGUAACCCGUCGACACGGACCCCGAGAGAAGGCUGGAGUCAGCGCCACUGCGGUAGAGGUCUCCCCGUCGUCUGAUAACGGAGACGGAGCAUCGCUUCUCCUCCACGUCAGCGAGAAUGUCGACUCAGCCACGGGCGAGCCGGAUUUAAUCAUUGUAAUGUAGUUUGAAUUUAACUCCAUAUAACGUGUAAAGAUGUGUUUCUGAGAUUGGGUUUAAUUGUUAAUGUACCUUUGCGUGGGGUUCCGGGGCUUUGAAUGUUCAUGCUUUUAUCAGCAACGCCCUCGUCAGGAUUUUUUUUUGCCAUAUGAAAGUAUUUCAUAAGUAAAAGGAGGCUGAGGUGCGAGACAACAUCAGAUUAAAAGGAGAAACAUUAGAACAUGUAUUAAUGUAAGCGUUACGACUGCUUCACCCCCCCUUUUUAAGGAUUACAAAGUGAUGUUGCCAUCUCUUAACCGUGUAACCUAGUUACCCUGGCAGUGCUUUCUGAUCUCAGUCUUAAUCCCGGCAGUCAUGACCCUUUUCGCUUUUAUCAGCUGAUUUAAUGAAACGUUUCUGGAAGCUGAACACCAGCGUCAUUGCAGCCAAACACCAUAAUAACGGCGGUCUUGCCCUUUCACAGUAACUUUAUGAUUCCCUACCCUCCUACUAUCAGCAUAACUAUGCAGAAGGUCAGCUCUGUUAUUACCAGUGAGAAGCUUGUAUGUGUGAAAUAAAUAAUAAUAUAAAAAACAAAAAAAAAAAUUAAAAAAAAGAAUUGUUGCAGUAUCGUGACCUUGGCUUUAGUUUCAGUGAUGGGCCUGUAUGCCUUCACAGUAGCAGCUGCCUUGUGCUCCAGGAGCCCCUGAACUGCCCCUGAACUGCCCCUGGACUGCCCCACAGACACUCACUCGGCCUGCCCCUCGCACGGACUGCCCCUCGCACGGACUGCCCCUCACACAGAUAGCCCCUCGCACAGACUGCCCCCCACACAGACCUGCCCCCACAGGCUGCCCCAUGGCCUGCAGAGACGGGCGCCAGGCGGAGGGGUCAGGAGUUCCGUUCUCAUCCUUCACUGGACUGGAGGGACAUGUUUGUAUAUAAAACUGCUUCAGGUCGACUGUGCCCAAUUUACGGAGACUGCAAGAUAUCUACUUGCCUUACUGAGGACACGUCACCUUUGAGUCGGCUCAAAUGCCUCUCCACACACUCGGGCCAGUGCCCAACACCCCCCCUCCCCCACACACACUCUUUUUUUACCUCCUGUCCACACCCAAGGCUUUUCCUGGUGUUUUUUGGUGGGAUGCAGCAUAGCUGAUUCGACAGAAAACUUUAGUUCGGUCUUUUUCAAUAACUGCAGGAGUUUGGAAUUAUCUGAGGACCGGUGCAAAUAUUAUGCAGAGUACUGUCUGUCUGAUGCACUAUAUUGCCCCUCACAAUGUUGUAGAAAUAAACUUCAUGGGCCAUUCUACAGUGUUUUUUUUUUUUUUUUUGUUAAAAAAAAAAAAAAUCUAUAUUCUCUAAAAUCACAUCCUGAUUAAGUUUUUGUUUUUCCUUUUCGGUUCAACAAAUGUUCAAAAUUAAAGGUUAAGUUGAAUUUUUAUCUUGUAGAUUGUUUGUCCUGUAGUUUGGCCCCAGUACUAACAUGGCACUAGCAAACAUCCUUAUUGUGAAAUAUAGUGAUGGGCAUAUAUUGUAAUGUUAAGAUCCAUCUUCCUUGUGUACUCUCAUAAUAUCAGUCAAGUCACUUGUAACCUGACCCACAGUAUAUAAUGUAUUGUCAACAUCAUGUCAGUGGUAUAAGAAUACUUUUACGUGGAAUACUCACAUCUUUUACGCUAGCGCACAUAUCUCGUUCAGGCAGUUUGACAUGCAUUUCUGAGUGAGGCUAGCAACUUCGCAUGGCCCUGUUUAAGAGCUGAAGCCGGUGGCCAGCGGUGGAGAUCGCUGCUAUGGCACCACUGGGACACGUCUCGCUUUUGGUAAAUUUGAUCCGACACGACUCCGGCGCGCAAACUGGAGACUCGUCUUGUGUUGCUGGGGGGAAAUGUUGCAAGCCGUAAUAUUGGUUUUGGUCUAACGCCCUUACUGUUUAAUUGAAACGAUAAAAAUUAAGUUUCACGCUUUACGCCUUGUACAGAGAGACGUUUCUCUGUGCGCGCGUCACCGUUUGACCCGUUUGGAACGGGCAGAUGGAGCAGAACUCUGUAUUCGGGCACAUUUGAGAGCACUUGGGUUUCAGCUGUAGCACAGAGAGAGAGAGAGCAGGGCUGCAGCUGCGUAGUUCCAUCUUUACGUUCAGCCCGGUCAUCGCUUCCUCCUGCACGGGGCUCCGAGUUCCCCUGCCUGCCCUUUCCCCCUGUGUAGGGCCGGUGACGCCUCCUCGCAGUGAGCAGAUGCGGCGCGGAACCUGCCUGUCGCGGAUGUUGUACAGAAAAUUAACAAGCGGAGCCCAGAGACUCUGUCAGGCCUUUGGUAAAUAACGUGACAUUUCUUAUUUUAGACAUAUUUAUUUCUUUAAUUAAAAGCUUCAGUUAACUUAUUGGAAACAAGAAUUGUGUUCUGCCUCCCGUGCGGGGUGUGAGGCGACCCUUACAUAUAGACACUUCUUAAUUUUCCACUUUCAUAGAACUGCGUAGUCCUCAAAACCAGCAUCAUUCUAGAUCACUCGAUCAGAGAAGCAACUUCAGGCCUCCCUAAUAUACGCGCAAAGGGUUGUAAUCUGACUUUAGCUGAUAUAAAGGCUUUCCAAUGCUUAUUGCAAGUUUUCUGGGCUCUCACGUACGCAGAGAGGAUGGGAGAUUUCACUGUACAAGGAUUUGUUUAUUUUUUGUGUCGUGUCAGAUAUGCUGUGACUUAUAGCUUCACUUAUACAAACAUGGGGCCAGUUGUGGUCUGUGUUUCAAGAAAAAAAAAAAUAUCCUGACUAAUUGUGGAUUCCUUAUCUGGCGCCAUAUUGUGGUGGGCAGGUUAUCAAGUUAUGCACCAUUGGCAUGCUUUGAAGUUUUUUUUUUUUCUUUUCGUUUUUUUUCAUUGCAAGAGUAAUUUUGACCAUGUACAGUAAUUUGUAAACUUGCAUCAAGUUUAUGAAUAAAGAAUUUUAAGAAAU